This is a messenger RNA of Myxocyprinus asiaticus (Chinese sucker), 3065 nucleotides long. RefSeq names its product gamma-aminobutyric acid receptor subunit pi-like. Gene Ontology annotation, biological process: nervous system process; regulation of membrane potential; monoatomic ion transmembrane transport. The coding region runs from base 28 to 1389 and encodes 453 amino acids. Gene Ontology annotation, molecular function: GABA-A receptor activity; extracellular ligand-gated monoatomic ion channel activity; neurotransmitter receptor activity. The transcript is spliced from 9 exons. The record is from RefSeq and is a predicted model, not a curated record. Lineage: Eukaryota; Metazoa; Chordata; Actinopteri; Cypriniformes; Catostomidae. Gene Ontology annotation, cellular component: membrane; neuron projection; GABA-A receptor complex.
GUGGACUGCAGCUCUUAUCCUCUCACCAUGACCCUCUUCAACUCUUUAUUUGCCCUCAUCUUCAUCAGCAGGAUUCUGGAAAACUCUCUGCUCAGUGCGGAGGUGAAAGAAGGAGAGAUUCUUCCUCCAACUAUUCAGAAGCUGAUGAAGGGAUACAACAAAUACCUCAGGCCGUUUUUUGACAAUGGUCCUGUUACAGUAGGCAUGAGUUUGGACAUCGCCAGCAUCGAUACGAUAUCAGAAAUCAACAUGGACUACACAGCUACGAUCUUCCUGCGGCAGCGCUGGACAGACGAGAGGCUGGUGUUUGAAGGCAAUAAGAGUUUGAGUUUGGACGGGCGACUCGUGGAACUGCUGUGGGUUCCAGACACCUUCAUCGUGGACUCUAAGAAGUCCUUCCUCCAUGACAUCACAGUAGAGAACCGACUGAUCCGGAUCUUUCCCAAUGGAACAGUUCUGUAUGCACUCCGAAUCACGACUACUGUCGCCUGUAAUAUGGAUCUCACCAAAUACCCCAUGGACAAACAGACAUGCACAUUGCAACUGGAGAGCUGGGGCUAUAACAUCAAUGACGUGAUGUUUUACUGGGCACGUGGGAAUGAGUCUGUGAGUGGGUUGGACACUCUUCGACUGGCCCAGUACACCGUAGAAGACCACUACACAUCUGUUUCUGAAGCCGUCUAUGAGACAGGAAAUUAUCCCAAGCUGAUCUUCCAUUUCGAGUUAAAAAGGAGCAUCCUGUACUUCAUUCUGGAAACGUACGUGCCCUCCAGUCUGCUGGUUGUUCUGUCCUGGGUCUCUUUCUGGAUCAGCCAGUCAUCGGUACCUGCACGCAUUUGCAUAGGAGUGACGACUGUCCUGACUAUGACCACACUGAUGAUGGGUGCCAGGACGUCUUUGCCCAAUGCCAACUGCUUCAUUAAAGCCAUAGAUGUGUAUCUUGGCAUCUGCUUUAGUUUUAUUUUUGGAGCACUGAUCGAGUAUGCAGUGGCUCACUUCUGCACACUACACCAUCCUGACUGCAACCACGCACUGAUGUACGGUCAGCACAUGCACAACUGUGAGGAGGAAAUGAACGGCAUCGUCACCACCAUCGCCAGCAAUUCGUCAAGGGUAAAACGACGUAAAGACCCUCCAGCCCGAGCGACCUCGCCAACCGCUGCUGGAGAGCCUGGUCUCGUGCCCUCCAGCCCGGCCACCAGUGAAGACAAAGAGGAGACCUUUAACCGCUGUGCCAAAAAUAUUUCCAUUUUCCGGAAGAUUCUGAGAUCUGCCAACUGCUGUCAUGUGAAAAACCCACAUUACAUAGACAACUACUCGCGGUUAACCUUCCCACUCUCAUUCAUCUUUGUUAACCUGCUCUACUGGACCUACUACCUGUACUUUUAACCAGAUAAUAAUGCUAAACUCCACUUAAUGUUCAAUGAUUUAUGUUUGUUAGUAUGACUGUGUGUGUGUGGGUGUGUGUAUGUGUGUGUCAGUGGAGGUUGGAAAAUUAGUAUUGUCAGUGAGUAUCUUUUAUGUGUAUAUGUGUAUGUUUAUGUGAAUAUCUCGACCCGUCCGGACUGAAGUGUAACGGAAACAUGUAGUAUUAUAUUACUGAAAAAGGGCCUAACAUAUCGACGUCUUCAGCAGACCGAUUGCUCUCCUUCAGUACAUCGCUGUCUGCAUCCUUUCACUUGUGUACGUCUUUUACCGCUCCAGAACUCUCUGACUGUAAUAUGUCUUCCUCAUGGCAUACGGAAGCCAUCGCUCCAUGUUUUUUGCUUCCAUAUAUUCUGUGGCCUCUUUUUGGUCAAGUUAUGGCGAUCGUCGGAUCGCAGGGGCCGUGUGAACUCUUUGUGAUUUGGCUUCAAAUGAUUCAUUCUUCUGAGCUUUUGCACAAGAUGUGUUUGUGGAUUCUGAGUUGUAACAGACUGUUUGGACGGACUAAACCGAGUCUUAACCCUUUCACAUGUACGAUCAAACCGGUGUGAUUACACUAGUUUGGGCUCAGACGUGUACGAUCAAACCGGUGAGAUCUGCAUUUGUGCUGCUGUUUACAAGCAAAAGAGGGACUGAAGGGGUUGUCAUAAUGAACCAGCUGCUCAAAUAGUCCUUUCAACAUCACAAUAUAUUUAUUUUUAUAUGUUACAAACAUUCAAACAAUCACUAAAAAAGUAUAAAAGUAUAAAGCCAUUACCAUCGGAGCGUACUGUUUUGAUGCAGUGCUGUGGCCAUGUUUUCUGACAUCAAACAACGAAUAUACAAACUAGUUAGUCCACUCAAGCUUUCUCCCAUUCCGUCCAUCACAUCCACUUGCGGGGCUGGGAAAGUGGAAGUGCUGGAUUUUUGCUUCUAUGAUGAGAUGAAUUCCGAAUCCCAUCUUGCAUUGCAACGAAAAUUGGCAGCGCGCAUAGCCGGCAAUCGCAUCUUAUCUAUCAUAAUCAAUCGUGAUAAACAUCUUUGGUGCACCUGCUGUGAUAAAAUCUGUCCUCCAGCGCAUCUGCUGUGAAGUGUAAGAUUUGUUUUAAUUACAGCGUGCAUUACAGAACUCACACUGUGGGGGUCCGUCAGUGCAGGAGAAACUCACAAGCGAAAAGGUUAAUGACCAAAGGCCAUGGACUACAGUAAUCUAUUUGGCAUACAUAAAAUAUUCUGUGUUUGGGACCUACUGAACAUUAAAGCGCUUGUCAUAUGGAUUAGGCUACAACAGCUCAUACUGUACUCUACUAAACAAUUUGAGUUUCUACAGAAGCCCUGAACUGCAAGGUUAGGUUUUAAGUAACUGCCUGAGCCUAUGUCCUAAAAAACAAACAAAAAAAUUCUUUUUUUUCGUCUGGAUAUUAUUUUUUUUCUCGCUGAUUUGUUUUUUCUUUUGUUUUGGGGUUUUUAUUUUGGGGGGAGGGGGGAUUUUCUCCCCUUUUUCUACCCAAUUUGGUAUGCCCUAUUCCCAAUGCGCUCAAAGUUCUCGUGGAGGCUUCACGCUAUCCACCGCGGCAUCCAUGCACAACACACCACGUGCCCCACCGAGAGCGAGAACCACAUUAUAGCGACCACGAGGAGGUUACCCCAUUUGACUCUAC